ACAGGCACCUUUAAGGACACCUACAUUAUUACUGUUGUUGGGGCUUGGGAUUGGCGCCAGAUUUCAGUGUUUCUUUGCUUCUGCAGGAUCAUCGGGAAUAUUAAGUAAGUCUACACCCAUCACCCUGAUGACAAAUGAAGCUGAGAAGCUUCAGGACUCCCCUUGUUUUUCUUCACAGCUUAAUAGCACUGGCCUUUUGAAAUCCAAGCAAAGAACAGAUCGUGAACCAAAGCAUCCAACAACAGAGACCAAGACCCCCCAUCAGAAGAAUGUGGGUGCCAGCCCCUCGUCGCAGCCCCUGAGGAGCAGCAAUAAACCCAACACUGUUCUCAGAUCUCCUCCAGCAGCAGCAGUGCAGUCUGGCACACGGGGCCCUACAGCCAGCAGCUCAAGAGCAGCAGAUCAGGAUGUCACAUUGGAGAGGUUCUCAGGACUCAGGCUCAGGAGGCCUCGAGUGUCCUCCACUGAAAUGGAGCGCAAGAUGUCUGACCGAAAGAUGAUCCGUCUAUCCCAGCUGCCGGAGAAGCUGGCCCGGGAGAAACUGGAUGAGAGUGACUGGGUUACCUUUGGGGUGGUUGUAAAUAAAUACACUCCUCAGAGCUCUAGCAGUGGUAAAACCUUCAGUAUCUGGCGUCUCACUGACCUUCGUAACCUGGAUGUGUAUGUUUCCCUGUUCCUGAUUGGAGAUGUUCACAAAGAACACUGGAAGACAGACCCAGGGACUGUUAUCGGCAUCCUCAAUCCAAACCCAAUGAAACCAAAGGAGGGCUCGGAUGGGGUCUGUUUGUCAGUGGAUCACCCGCAGAAGGUCAUGCUCAUGGGGGAGGCACAAGAUUUUGGGACCUGCAGAGCGAAGAAGAAAAAUGGAGAUCCUUGUACUCAUAUUGUGAACUUGAACGAGUGUCAAUUCUGCCAGUACCGUGUGAAAGCACAGUAUAAAAAACUGAGUUCCAAGAGAUCAGAGCUGCAGUCCAGUUUCUCAGGAAGAGUCCCUGGUAAGCAGAAAGGGAAGGGAGGCAGUCUGAAGGAGCGGCUGUGCCAAGGCGGCUUUCAUUACGGAGGAGUUUCUUCAGCAUCUUGUGCAGCCUCGCUUUCUAUUUCUAAGAAGCCGGUUCAGUCGACUUUGAGUAAUUUAUUUGUUAAAGGAGCGGACUGUAUUGCCAAAGAAGCGCAGAAAAACGCAAUGCAGUCGAAUGGGGCACCAGUAUGCUCAGAUGAAUUUAAGAACUUGAUGGAUGUGCCAACGCCAGGUGCACUGAACCUGAAAAGACAUUUAACCCAAGCUUCGGUAGGUCUAAAUGGAAAGCCAGUGCAAGCUAUCCAGUCUAUAUCAGCAACCGAGCUAUUAAAACAACAGAAGCAACAGAUGUUGGAAGCAAGGAAGAAACGAUCAGAAGAUAUUCAAAGAAGGAGAAGAAAGGGCCCAAAAUUGGUGCAGAGCUGCUUUUGACAAGAGGAGAGGAGCAGCCAAAAUUCCUCAACAGUUUACAGUGAUUACAGGCCCUGAUACUUUACACACAGAUCCACAUUACCAUGGCCCAGGUGUUUGGCCUGUUUUUUUUUUUUUUUUUUUUUUUAAUCCAGAAAACAGGGUGUCUGGUUAAAAUGUGUCUGCUGUUUCAUACAUGUCCUUGUGCUUAAAGUGAAGCUCCUUCAAGACAGGUGGCUAGUGUUCAUGAAAAUGAAUUUCUUAUUGUGAAAUUUAUUGAUUAGUAUUUUCAUUUUGCUGUGGCUAUGAUGUGAACUGAAGAUUCUUUACCCAAUGAAAUCUUCAUGCAGUGUGUUUGACAUUCAAACCGUUAAAGUGUACUCAUAGGUGUAAUAUACCAUUGUGAACAAGAAAACACGCAAGUUUGUUUAUAAGAAGGAAUGUGUGGGUGGAGAUUAUAUGUCAAACUUGUUUUAUAUACAUUUUUUAAAUAAAACAUGAUGUACAAUAAGAUAUCCAUUCAUAGAAAUAAAUGCUAUUUUAAACAUGGUUCCAUUGUAUUUUUGUUUGCUGUUCCACAAGUGAUAUUUGUAAUGCAAACAUAUUACAAUACAAUUAGGUUUUGUUUGUAUAUCCUUUGUGCAGAACUGUCAUAUGUGCUUGCACUGUACAAGGUUAAUGACCAUUUCAUUUUCUUCUGUAAAAUUAUUUUAAGAACAAAAUAUUUAAUGUGUAAAUAAACGUGCUUCGGAUGUACUGGUGUAUACAAUACUUAAUGAGCCAAACCUGUUUAAGUUGGUCAUGUAUACCGUAUGCAUAACGUAAGCAGCUAAAAUACACAUAAAUUGUCAUUGAGGUUUCCAAACUUGAAAAACAGCUUGUUCUUUCAAAAAUAAUAUGUAUUCCACAUCCACGGCAUGAGUACAUAAACAUACUGAAGACUUAUUUUUCAUUGUUUCUAAGAUUAGGAAUGUAUGGUAAAUAUGUGGCACUGUUCAAGCUUUCAGAAGAUCCAGCCUCUGUGUCUUUUUCAUUUGUAAAUGUUACCUCCUCAGUUUCAUGAGAGCUCCUUGUCCACAGUGUCUUGAUAUGUUUGUAUAUUUUUUAGUUUUUAUAUAGAUUAAACAAAGUU
Molecule: messenger RNA, 2561 nt
Organism: Polyodon spathula (Mississippi paddlefish)
Lineage: Eukaryota; Metazoa; Chordata; Actinopteri; Acipenseriformes; Polyodontidae
Product: protein MCM10 homolog
Exons: 11
Coding region: 128-1450 (440 amino acids)
Biological process (GO): DNA replication initiation; DNA replication
Cellular component (GO): replication fork protection complex; nucleus
Molecular function (GO): single-stranded DNA binding; DNA replication origin binding
Source: RefSeq, a predicted model, not a curated record